This is a messenger RNA of Linum tenue, 138 nucleotides long. Lineage: Eukaryota; Viridiplantae; Streptophyta; Magnoliopsida; Malpighiales; Linaceae. The record is from the annotation of a GenBank genome assembly.
AUGCGAAGGAUUAGUGCACUGCUCAAAACAACAUAUGAGUAUUCCUUUGAAAAGCAUAAAGGAAAACCUAUUCGAGGAAGAAAUGAAAAAUAUUUUCUUACGCCACAGAGAUUUAUUCGAUUCAAAAAAUUGCGCUAA